Messenger RNA from Vidua chalybeata, 900 nucleotides. It is a transcript of the gene COPZ1, whose product is annotated as COPI coat complex subunit zeta 1. The record is from RefSeq and is a predicted model, not a curated record. Gene Ontology annotation, biological process: retrograde vesicle-mediated transport, Golgi to endoplasmic reticulum; intracellular protein transport; intra-Golgi vesicle-mediated transport. Gene Ontology annotation, cellular component: COPI vesicle coat. The transcript has 9 exons. Lineage: Eukaryota; Metazoa; Chordata; Aves; Passeriformes; Viduidae. The coding region runs from base 66 to 599 and encodes 177 amino acids.
GCAUGCGAUGAGCCAAUCAGCGGCGGGCACUCUUCCGGCUCCACGUCGGCAGCGGCGGAGGCAAAAUGGAGGCGCUGGUGCUGGAGCCGUCCCUGUACACGGUCAAGGCCAUCAUCAUCCUGGACAACGACGGCGAGCGGCUCUUCGCCAAGUACUACGAUGACACGUACCCCAGCGUGAAGGAGCAGCGCGCCUUCGAGAAGAACAUCUUCAGCAAGACACACCGCAGUGACAGUGAGAUCGCGCUGCUGGACGGGCUCACCGUGGUGUACAAGAGCAGCAUCGACCUGUACUGCUGUGUCAUCGGGAGCGCCACCCAGAACGAGCUGAUGCUCACGGCCGUGCUCAACUGCCUGUUCGACUCGCUGAGCCAAAUGCUGAGGAAGAACGUGGAGCGCCGGGCGCUGCUGGACAACAUGGAGGGGCUGUUCCUGGCCGUGGACGAGAUCGUGGACGGAGGGGUCAUCCUGGAGAGUGACCCCCAGCAGGUCGUGCACCGCGUGGCCGUGCGGGGCGAGGACGUGCCCCUGACAGAGCAGACGGUGUCACAGGUGCUGCAGUCAGCGAAGGAGCAGAUCAAGUGGUCGCUGCUGCGUUGAGGGGACCCCCCCGGGACCCCCAAAACCUCCUGGGACCCUCCCAGGACCCCCAAAAAACCCCUGGGACCUCCCCAGGACCACCCAAAACCUCCUGGGACUGCAACGAGACCCCCAAAAUCCCCCCGGGACCCUCCCAGGACCCCCAAAAAACCCCUGGGACCCCCGCAGAACCCGCAAAAAAAACCCCUGGGACCUCCCCAGGACCCCCCAAAACCUUCCGGGACUGCCACGGGACCCCCAAAAACCCCCUGGGAUUCCCCGGGACCCCCCCCGCGCCCCCCAACACGCCGGUGCCCCCCCA